AGUGGCCAUUUUGCUCAAGGCAACGGCCCCCGACACGCGCGGGUUGAACCGCACGCCUGUACAGGACCCAGUCCAGACCGGGCAGUGACUGGGGGAGCCCAUGGGAUGGAUGUGGGGCCGCCAUGGCAAGCACACACUGGUGGUUGGAGCGCGAGCAGAGGCUGGACCCAAGCAUUCAAGUCUUUAAUACGGUGCAAUCGUUAACCAGACAAAGACGCUGGAGAAGCAUUUUAAAGAUCCUGGACUUCCUCAGCAAGGAUGCAGAGGCUGAGCUGGUUGGCAAGGUCAUCUAUGCAGGCCUCCCAACAAUGACCACCCUUUUGUCCUCAUGUGCAGUCUCCUCUCAGUGGCGCCGGGCCUUGUUCUUGACCAAGCAGUUCCUUCGACACCGCACACAAGACCUGGGCGACUUAAGCGAUCUACGGAUGGAGACCAUCCAGAUCUUGACCGACUUUGGCUUGGUCAAGGCCGCUUGGUCCUUCCUAUCGCUCGAGGUCUUCCAAGACGAUGCGAUCGAGAGAUGCAGGAGCAGCUGCAGCGCUGUGUCAGGAAAUCUGCUGCGAAGGGCUUUGAAAUUAUCCGAAUGGGCCAUUGCUGUUCAGCUGCUCAAGUGUUUUCAAGACCUCCACGUCAAGCCCUCGGCCAAACUCCACACAGAUGCGCUCUUGGGUAUUGCGCUGCGUCACCUCAGCUGGCAAGCCGCCAUGCAGCUGGCAGCUUCUGGUCUUCAACUGGGUGCAUUCAGUUAUACAUCUUUGGUCCGACUCAGUCCUGGUUGGCUCAUGGGUUUUGCCUUGGUGCAACGUGCGAGGGCACGUGCGGAGUUGUCCGCUUUGAGCCGGCAGUCUUCUUUGGUGGAUGAAUUGCUGUCGGCCAGGCAGGGUCAGGACUGGAAGGCGGUCAUGGCCUUUGCUCACUCGAUGGGAAGAUCUUCCCUCAAGGAUGGAGCGCUGGCUUUGAGCCACCGGGCGAUGGAGGUCUUGUUGCACAGUGCUGCAGGCGAUGGGCUUCGGAAGGGAUCCUGGUCUGAGGCCUUGGUGGCCUAUGAGCGGCUGAAGUUCUGCUAUGGAAACCUGCCAAACGAUGAUGCGUUUAGCCUCAUCGACAUGAUGCGUGCCUUCGUUCCGGGGUCUCAAUGGCGAGUGUCCAUUCAGAUCUUGGGCCACUUGAGAUCUUCCACACGAGAACCUGCGACGAGAGCCUUGAGCUACAUCUUAGCACUUCGUGCCUUCUCUCGCACACGCACCUGGCACCCCGUCGUCGCACUCCUGGAUGAGGUGAACCACCAAGGAGUGCAGUGGCACAUUGGCAUGUAUGAUGCUGCUUUGGAAAGCUGCAAGGGUACUUGGGCAUAUCCCUGGAGCCAGUGGACCAGAUCCAUGGGGCUUUUGCAGCUGACACAGGGCCACCUCCUGCGCUGCAACCCCUUCAUGCUGCAAGCAACCCUGCGAGCUUGCCAGUCCAACUACGAAUGGCGCCCCUCCAUCGCGCUACUCCGGUGCCUCUUGGGCAAUGCCCUUGAGGCUCACAGUGAGCAGUACUCCGCAGCUUUGGCGGUGUGCGCAAAGGCCAUGCAGUGGACUUGGGGUUUGCACUUCCUGCGUCGAGACAUGGUGCGCUUGGACCUGAGCAUCAGCAGCACUGCUGUGAAGCCCUCGGUGGAGCUCUUCCAACGAGCCAGCCAGUGGCACGAUGCCUUGAUCUUGAGGAGGAAACUCAACACAGUGAGACGUUGGACUGGGCCCCGAAGACGGGACCAGCGAAGAUGACAGGCCCAGCACCAAAAAG
Durusdinium trenchii is the source of this 1788-nucleotide messenger RNA. Lineage: Eukaryota; Dinophyceae; Suessiales; Symbiodiniaceae. The record is from the annotation of a GenBank genome assembly.